Messenger RNA from Propithecus coquereli (Coquerel's sifaka), 1018 nucleotides. It is a transcript of the gene TINAG, whose product is annotated as tubulointerstitial nephritis antigen. Gene Ontology annotation, molecular function: cysteine-type peptidase activity. NCBI's taxonomy places the organism in Eukaryota, Metazoa, Chordata, Mammalia, Primates, Indriidae. The annotation marks the transcript as partial. The record is from RefSeq and is a predicted model, not a curated record. The transcript has 7 exons. Gene Ontology annotation, biological process: proteolysis.
GUUCAGGCUGAGGUGUUUUGAUGAUUAGAAUUCAAGCUCCAAGGAGAAGGGCCCAAGGCCAAGGGUAUUGGAUAUAACAGAAGGUGGAAGCUGUACCUGACAUCCUGAGAAUGUGGACCGGAUAUAAGAUCCUGAUCUUAUCUUACUUUACUACAGAAAUUUGGAUGGAGAGGCAGUAUUUCUCUCAAAGAGAAGUUGACCUAGGAGCUUAUUUCGCUAGGAAUCACACCAUUUUGGAAGGUACUCGAUUCAAAAGAGCCAUUUUCCAAGGGCAAUACUGUAGAAAUUUUGGUUGUUGUGAAGACAGAGAUGAUGACUGUGUCACUCAGUUCUAUGAGGCGAAUGCAUUGUGUUACUGUGAUAAAUUCUGUGAAAGGGAAAAUUCUGAUUGCUGUCCUGAUUACAAAUCCUUUUGCCGUGAAGAGAAAGAAUGGCCUGCUCACACACAGCCUUGGUAUCCAGAAGGUUGCUUCAGAGAUGGUCAUCAUUAUGAUGAAGGAUCAGUAAUUAAAGAAAACUGCAACUCCUGCACAUGCUCAGGACAGCAAUGGAAAUGUUCCCAGCAUGUAUGCCUUGUUCGCCCAGAAUUAAUUGAAAGCAUCAAUAAAGGAGACUAUGGAUGGACAGCACAGAACUACAGCCAAUUCUGGGGAAUGACUUUAGAAGAUGGUUUCAAAUUUCGCUUGGGCACCUUGCCACCUAGCCCUACGCUUCUGAGCAUGAAUGAAAUGACAGCUUCUUUACCUGCGACAACUGAUCUUCCAGAGUUUUUUGUUGCUUCUUAUAAGUGGCCUGGUUGGACUCAUGGUCCGUUGGAUCAAAAAAAUUGUGCUGCAUCCUGGGCAUUUUCCACUGAAACUGAGAUAAUGAAAGAAAUCAUGCAAAAUGGACCAGUUCAAGCCAUAAUGCACGUCCAUGAGGAUUUCUUCCACUAUAAGACAGGGAUAUAUAGACAUGUUACCAGCACAAAUGAAGAAAACUAUCAAAAGCUUCGGACACAUGCCGUCAAACUUGUUGG